UGAAAGAACACAUGAUUACAACCCAAGAAUGGCAUCAACCACUACUACUACAACUAGAACCCCGCACAAAAUACUUCGAAUCGUCUUCUUACUUUCACUAGUCCUAUUAACCCUCUUUCUCUUCACCAAAAUAACUCUUGAUCCAUUUUAUUACAUCUACACAACAGCAUUAACAAAUUCAAACAACAACAUCAACAUCCAUCCUCAAUUUAACAUCUCUCAAACUGAUCAAUUUGAGCUCAAAACCCCAAAUCUUGAACCCAACUUAACCAAUUUAAAUUUCAUUAAAGAUGACACUUUUUCAAAAACUGAAUCUGGGUUUGAUGAUUCUGAGCCUAUAGACGAAAACCCAGGUCAUGGAAUUGAAUCAAAUGGUUCAGAAUUAGUGAAAAAUGAUGAAAAUGAAAGUGGGAAUGUGGAGAAAAUUCAAGAAUUGGUUAAAAAGAGUGUUGAUUGGGGGAAGAAAUGUAAUAUGCAUUAUGGGAAAUGGGUGAAAGAUGAUGAGUAUCCAAUAUAUAAAAGUGGAUCUUGCCCUUUUGUUGAUGAAGCUUUUAAUUGUCAAGAAAAUGGAAGAUCUGAUACUGAUUAUAUGAAAUGGAGGUGGCAGCCUGAUGAAUGUGAGCUUCCAAGAUUCAAUGCAACUGAUUUCUUGGUGAGACUAAGAGGAAAGAGAUUGAUGUUAGUGGGAGACUCCAUGAACCGGAAUCAGUAUGAGUCGCUACUUUGCCUUUUAUAUGAAAGCCUUCCUAAUAAGAGCAAAAUGUACGAAAUUCAUGGCUGGAAGAUAACUAAAGGAAGAGGCUAUUUUGUCUUUAAGUUUGAGGAUUAUAACUGCACAGUUGAAUUUUUGCGAUCUCAUUUUUUGGUGCGGGAAGGAACUCGAAUCAAUGGACAAGGAAACUCGAAUCCAACAUUAUCAAUGGAUAAAAUUGAUAAAUCAGCUGGACGUUGGAAGAAGGCUGACAUUCUCGUCUUCAAUACUGGACAUUGGUGGGUUCAUGGAAAAACUAGCAGGGGGAAAAAUUAUUUUAAAGAAGGGGAAUACAUUUAUCCAAAGUUUGAUGCUGUGGAAGCAUUUAGGAGAGCACUGAAGACGUGGGGAAAAUGGAUUGAUAAAAACAUGAACCAAGAAAAAUUGAUCUUUUACCGAGGCUACUCAUCUGCCCAUUUCAGGGGUGGGGAAUGGGAUUCAGGUGGAACAUGCCAUGGUGAAACUGAGCCGAUCAAAAGUGGACGAAUCAUCGAAGCCUAUCCUCAAAAAAUGAAGAUAAUUGAGGAAGUAAUACAAGAAAUGAAAUUCCCAGUUGUGCUUCUAAAUGUUACAAGGUUGACCAACUUCCGCAAGGACGGUCACCCAUCAGUUUAUGGCAAAAAUGUGACCGGUCUUAAAAAGGUCUCUACCAAAAGGGAAGAUUGCAGUCAUUGGUGUCUUCCAGGAGUCCCCGAUGCUUGGAAUGAACUCAUUUAUGCCACACUUGUCGCGAGAACAAAAUAGCCAAUUAAUUAAUAAACGUCACGUGACGGUCAAGGUCAGUUUCAAGGAAAACAGUAGUGUUUGUAGCAAAAUGUACGAGUUUUUGAUGACAUAGUACAAAUAUAGUAUACACAAGGUAGAGCAGCUGAAUCUCCACCCCCCCCCCCCCCCCCCCCCCCCGAUCCACAGAACCGUAGCAUCAUCAGUUGAUGGUCACCAGAUUUGGUUUUCAUUAUCAAGGAUUGCCAAACAAUUAGAUUACUGUAUACAUGAAAAGGAUUGCCAAACAAUUAGAGCCCAAAUUAUUGUUACAGUUGUAUGUUUUGUUCUGUAUCUUUGCACAGAACUGUGUAGUUUUAAUAAUAAAAUGACUUAAAACUCUGUUUAUUUCAUCUUACCUUA
Molecule: messenger RNA, 1876 nt
Organism: Erigeron canadensis
Lineage: Eukaryota; Viridiplantae; Streptophyta; Magnoliopsida; Asterales; Asteraceae
Product: protein trichome birefringence-like 5
Exons: 5
Coding region: 29-1495 (488 amino acids)
Cellular component (GO): Golgi apparatus
Molecular function (GO): O-acetyltransferase activity
Source: RefSeq, a predicted model, not a curated record